GCAAGUUGGAGGCUUCUCCCGGGCUCCGGGGAGAGGGAUCCCGCGGCCGCCUCCGGACGGUCUGGCUAUGACAGCGCCCGAGGCUUCACCCUCCGUCUGGGUAUGGCUGAUUCUCUGCAGCUGUAUCCUGGUCCGAGCGCAGCUGGAUUCUGACGGCACCGUCACUAUAGAGGAGCAGAUGGCCCUGGUGAUGAAAGCGCAAGUGCAAUGUGAGCUCAGCAUCACAGCUCAGCUCCAGGAGGGAGAAGGUAAUUGCUCUCCAGAAUGGGAUGGACUCAUAUGUUGGCCUAGAGGAACAGUGGGGAAGAUGUUAGCUGUGCCAUGUCCUCCUUAUAUUUACGACUUCAAUCAUAAAGGAGUUGCCUUCCGACAUUGUACCCCCAAUGGAACAUGGGAUUUUAUUCAUAGUGCAAAUAAAACAUGGGCUAAUUAUUCUGACUGCUUUCUGCAGCCAGAUAUUAGCAUAGGAAAGAAAGAGUUCUUUGAGAGCCUCCAUGUGCUGUACACUGUUGGCUACUCUGUCUCUUUUGGCUCCUUGGCUGUGGCUAUUCUCAUCAUUGGCUACUUCAGACGAUUGCAUUGCACCAGGAACUAUAUCCACCUGCACUUAUUUGUGUCUUUCAUGCUGAGAGCUGCCAGCAUCUUUGUGAAGGACAGAGUGGCCCAGGCGCACCUGGGCACAGAGGCCCUGCAGACUCUUGUUAUGCAGGGUGACCUGCAGAAUACCAUCGAAACAACUUCUGUGGGCAAAUCACAGUAUGUUGGGUGCAAGAUUGCUGUUGUGAUGUUUAUUUAUUUCUUGGCUACAAACUAUUAUUGGAUCUUGGUGGAAGGGCUCUACCUGCAUAACUUAAUCUUUGUGUCAUUCUUUUCGGAUACCAAAUACCUGUGGGGCUUCAUCUUGAUAGGCUGGGGGUUUCCAGCAGUAUUUGUUGUGGCUUGGGCAGUGGCACGUGCCAUUCUGGCUGAUGCCAGGUGCUGGGAACUUAGUGCUGGAGAUAGGUGGAUUUACCAAGCUCCAAUCUUGGCAGCUAUCGGGCUGAAUUUUAUUCUGUUCCUGAAUACAGUUAGAGUUCUUGCUACCAAAAUUUGGGAGACCAAUGCAGUUGGGCAUGACAUGAGAAAGCAGUACAGGAAACUUGCCAAGUCCACACUGGUCCUGGUGCUGGUGUUUGGCGUGCAUUACAUUGUGUUCAUCUGCCAGCCGCACUCCUUCACUGGGCUCUGGUGGAAGAUCCGCAUGCACUGUGAGCUCUUCUUCAAUUCCUUCCAGGGUUUCUUCGUGUCGAUCAUCUACUGCUACUGCAAUGGGGAGGUUCAGGGUGAGAUGAAGAAGAUGUGGAGCAGGUGGAAUCUGUCUGUCGACUGGAAAAGGACGCCACCGUGCGGCAGCCACAGGUACGGCUCGGUGCUCACCACCGUCACGCACAGCAGCAGCAGCCAGUCGCAGACCGGGGCCUGCACGCGCCUGGUGCUCGUCUCGGGCAAACCCACCCGGGCUGCGGGCAGGCAGCUCCACAGCCGCGUGACUCUGCCCGGCUACGUGGGGAGCAGCUCAGAGCAGGACUGCCCGCCGCACUCCAUCCACGAGGAGACCAAAGAAGGGCACGAGGGCCAGGGAGAAGGCACCCCAGGGCAGGAGUCUUCCAGGCCAUUGGAAUUUUCCCUGGAUGCGGAAGGGGGCCAAGGAGAAGCUAAGCACGCUCUCUAAGCCAAUGUCUGUGGCUCUAACAGGCCGGUCCAUCUGGUGGCACGACAGGAGACUGGCUGGCAUGGCCCUGCGUCAGCCGGAGACUGCAAAAUUCCUGGCUCUGAGGCGUUGCUUUUAACUUUUUCAGUUUCCAUGAAUUUGCUCCUACAUAGGACACAGCAGGGGAUGUACCAGUGGAUUCGCUUAUUAACUCAUUUUGGCGUCACAUUGUUGUCUAAAUUGAUAGUUGCUCUGUGAUUUUAACCCCCCCUCCCUUUGGGUAGAAGUGGUUUCAAUUGCUUGACUCCAGUGUUCCCUCAUACAUAUCUAGAUCAUUUAAUAUGUACCAUCUUCCCUUUCAAGUGAUUACGACUCGCUUUUUCUCCUUUUCACUUUAAUGUACUAUUGCCGUUUCAUUCAAGACUUGGGUUUGAAAACUGUGGGCUGAAAGAUCAAAGAUGUAAGACAAAGUGUGCACUGGAAAAUUAGUUGAUUGGAUAUUCAUUAAGUAAUACAUUUAUGAUAAUUUUGAUUGAUUCUACAGACCAAAAAUUGCUCCCAAAAGAAUUCCUCUUUUGAAUGUCCCUUUUGUGACCAGCCAAACAUUAGCUGACUUGCUCCUCUAUCUUUGUAGACAAUAAUGUGUCAAGAGUUUUCUGUCAGUGACUUGGUGUCUGCAGGCUGAUGUUUGUACUCAUUUCUAUGGGUACUAAAUUUUACUGCAUCUAGAUGUUUUUCUUUGUUCUAUUACAG
Messenger RNA from Jaculus jaculus (lesser Egyptian jerboa), 2443 nucleotides. It is a transcript of the gene Pth2r, whose product is annotated as parathyroid hormone 2 receptor. The record is from RefSeq and is a predicted model, not a curated record. Gene Ontology annotation, biological process: cell surface receptor signaling pathway; adenylate cyclase-modulating G protein-coupled receptor signaling pathway. NCBI's taxonomy places the organism in Eukaryota, Metazoa, Chordata, Mammalia, Rodentia, Dipodidae. Bases 68 to 1711 code for a protein of 547 amino acids. The transcript is spliced from 13 exons. Gene Ontology annotation, molecular function: parathyroid hormone receptor activity; peptide hormone binding; G protein-coupled peptide receptor activity. Gene Ontology annotation, cellular component: plasma membrane.